GCGGGGCUCCUCUGCCUCCCUCGCCGCGCGGGUCCAACUCUCCCUCACCUUCUCUUUGUGCUUCGCAGGUGCCCGCCUUCCUCGCCGCCGCCAUGCCGCCCAUCCCCUCAGAGCUGAAGCUUGGCAAAAAAAUUAAUGAGGGCAAAACAAAAGAGGUUUAUGAAUUGCCAAAUCUCCCAGGAUGUGUUCUGAUGCAAUCAAAAGACCAAAUAACAGCUGGGAAUGCAGCAAGGAAAGAUCUCAUGGAAGGGAAGGCUGCUAUCUCAAAUACAACAACAAGCUGUGUGUUCCAGUUGCUUCAGGAAUCUGGGAUCAAAACUGCUUUUGUGAGAAAGCAUAGCAGCACAGCAUUUAUAGCUGCUCACUGCGAAAUGAUUCCAAUUGAAUGGGUUUGCAGAAGAAUUGCAACAGGUUCUUUCCUAAAGAGAAACCCUGGCGUCAAGGAAGGCUACCGAUUUUACCCACCUAAAAUUGAGAUGUUUUAUAAGGAUGAUGCAGCAAAUGACCCGCAGUGGUCUGAGGAGCAACUCAUCGAAGCUAAGUUGCGGUUUGCUGGCCUUGAGAUUGGACAAACUGAAGUUGAUAUUAUGGCCCACUCAACUCAAGCAAUUUUUGAAAUACUAGAAAAAGCAUGGCAGCCCCAGAAUUGUACUCUGGUGGACAUGAAGGUUGAGUUUGGAGUUGAUGUCACUAGUAAAGAAAUUGUCCUUGCUGAUGUCAUUGAUAAUGAUUCUUGGAGGUUGUGGCCAUCUGGAGACAGAAAACAGCAGAAAGACAAACAGUCUUAUCGUGAUCUGAAAGAAGUGACUCCUGAAGCACUGCUGAUGGUGAAGAGAAACUUUGAAUGGGUAGCAGAAAAAGUUGAGCUGUUGCUGAAACCACAGAGCCAAGGCAGAGUGGUUGUGCUCAUGGGGUCACCCUCAGAUGUUGGUCACUGUGAAAAAAUAAAAAAGGCAUGUGGAAACUACGGCAUUCCUUGUGAAUUAAGAGUAACCUCUGCCCAUAAAGGGCCAGAUGAGACACUGAGGAUCAAGUCUGAAUAUGAAGGUGAUGGCAUUCCUACAGUAUUUGUAGCAGUGGCUGGUAGAAGCAAUGGAUUGGGGCCUGUGAUGUCUGGCAACACUGCCUAUCCAGUGGUCAACUGUCCUCCAAUCUCAGCAGAUUGGGGUGCUCAGGAUGUGUGGUCAUCUCUAAGGCUUCCCAGUGGUCUUGGCUGUUCUACAGUUCUUUUACCUGAAGGUGCUGCACAGUUUGCUGCCCAGAUUCUAGGGCUGAAUAACCACUUUGUAUGGGCCAAGCUGCGAGCAAACAUGUUGAAUGCAUGGAUCUCCCUAAAGCAGGCGGACAAGAAAAUGAGAGAACGUACCUCCCAGAUGGCUUCUUAAAGCAUCUUUCUGUAUCGGCCCACUGGCACUCACACGCUGUUGUGUUCAAACAAACUCACUUAGCUAGAAGUUCUUACAGCUCUUAUCAGCAAAGUCUGUAGAUUCUACCUUGACUGUAACAAGGCAACCAAUUUUUGACUUUCUAGAAAAUACAGUGAAACUCAUCACUUUACUUUUGUUACCAAUAUAGAAUAAUUCUUACUGAUCAGCCUUGAUGACGCUUAUUAAAGAGAACAGGUUAUUUGCAUUUACUGUUCAUCUGUUAAUUCUAAAGUUUUUAUAUAGAUUAGCAAUACAACAAAGCAAUAGAAGUUUUAAAAGCUUGUUCUGAAAUAUAAUCAGAAUGUGGUUAGCGACAGAUAGGAGGUCAGCUGUUUUUGAACAAGUGUAAAGAAAAAUGUUACAUUAUUUAUAAACAGCAGCCCUUCUGUUGUAGACCAGUGCCUGUUUACCUGUUGCUGGGAAUGUUCAUGUGUGAGUCUUGCUUCUGUAAUUGUAACAGCCAAAGACUUGAAACAGUAUCUUACAGGUCACUGAACCUGUAUUUUAAGAACUAGAGUUGUUAUAGGGGGGAAACAUGAGAACUUUAAAAUUGCUAAAGGAAUAAAACGAACUUUCAUCACUG
This is a messenger RNA of Eublepharis macularius, 2010 nucleotides long. RefSeq names its product phosphoribosylaminoimidazole carboxylase and phosphoribosylaminoimidazolesuccinocarboxamide synthase (gene PAICS). Gene Ontology annotation, biological process: 'de novo' IMP biosynthetic process. The coding region runs from base 93 to 1385 and encodes 430 amino acids. The transcript has 9 exons. Lineage: Eukaryota; Metazoa; Chordata; Lepidosauria; Squamata; Eublepharidae. Gene Ontology annotation, molecular function: phosphoribosylaminoimidazolesuccinocarboxamide synthase activity. The record is from RefSeq and is a predicted model, not a curated record.